Dacryopinax primogenitus is the source of this 1382-nucleotide messenger RNA. RefSeq names its product PLP-dependent transferase. Gene Ontology annotation, cellular component: peroxisome. The record is from RefSeq and is a predicted model, not a curated record. Lineage: Eukaryota; Fungi; Basidiomycota; Dacrymycetes; Dacrymycetales; Dacrymycetaceae. The transcript has 7 exons. Gene Ontology annotation, molecular function: L-serine:pyruvate transaminase activity; L-alanine:glyoxylate transaminase activity. The coding region runs from base 15 to 1184 and encodes 389 amino acids.
CAACGAGACGCACAAUGUCCCAGGCCUUCCAUCAGGAACCGCACAAGUUGCUUGUGAUUCCCGGCCCCAUCGAGGUGACCGAUGAAGUGCUGUACGCGAACGCCCGCCCACCUCUGGCACACACCGGAGCAGACUUUAUCCCCAUCUUCGGAGAUUGCCUGCGUAUGAUGAGGGAUGUCCUCUAUACCGAGGCUGGGCAGCCAUUCCUUGUUGCUGGGUCUGGUACGCUUGGCUGGGACAUGGCCGCAAGCAACCUUGUCGAGGCUGGCGAGGACGUGCUCCUGCUCACCACGGGGUACUUUGGGGAUGCGUUUGCCGAGUGCUACGAAGCCUACGGUGCCAAAGUGGACCUCAUCCGCGCUCCUAUCGGCGGCGCUGUACCAGAGUCCGAGAUCAGGGCGGCGCUCAAGGCGAAGAAGUACAAGGUUCUCACCUUCACGCACGUUGAUACCUCCACCGGUGUUCUCUCCGACGCAAAGAUGAUCGGCGAGGUCGUUCGCGAAGUGUCUCCCGACACGCUCAUCGUGCUCGACGGUGUGUGCGCCGUGGCCUCCGAGCAGAUCCUCUUCGACACGUGGGGGAUUGACGUCGUCGUCUCUGCCUCCCAGAAGGGGCUCGGCGCCCCGCCCGGCCUGUCAGUCCUCAUGGCCUCCCAGCGUGCGAUCAACACGAUGCAGAACCGGAAGGUGCCUGUAAGCAGCUACUACGCCAGCUGGAAGAAGUGGCUUCCCAUCAUGCAAGCGUACGAGAAGGGCCUCCCGGCGUACUUUGCCACUCCGCCCGUCAACCUCGUCCAGGCGUUCCAUGCCAGUUUGACAGCGAUCACCAAGGGGGUCCCUAACCUCCAGACACGCUUCACGAUGCACAAAGAGGCGAGCGCAAAGAUCAAGGGGGCGAUGCAAGAGCUCGGGCUUGAGCUGCUUACGCUUGACCCGUACUACUCUGCCAACGGCAUGAGCGCGGUCAAGUACCCUACGGGGAUCAAGAUGGCCGACCUCAUCCCCCGCCUUGUGAAGAAAAACAUUGUCGUCACCGGGGGCCUGCACAAGGACGUCAAGGACACGUAUUUCCGUAUUGGCCAUAUGGGCACCACGGUCGUCAACCCCGAGAGGGGGGAUAUCGAGAAGGUCAUCUCUGGCGUGAAGGAAGCGCUGAGCGAGGCCGGAUACAAGGGGAAGAUGUAGAUCUGAUCUGUGGAAUGCUCUACUUAGAUCCGCAUUGCAGACAGACUUUUUCGGACCAUGUAGAUGAGCGAUUCACACGGGUGCGACUGGCGACCUUCGCGCCUGUUUUGGCUGCGGGGCCGCAAGCUGCAGCGCGGUUUGUACCAUCACGUCGUAUGUCGUAUCUAUUGGAGGGGAGGGAUAAAUGCGAUAAAUUGU